CGCCCCAACGAACCUUUGCUUUUGCUCACAGAAAUUGUGGAUUGCACAUUAUUCCACCACCUCCUUUCGUGUUUAAUUAUUAAUUGACCAGCGGCUAGCUUGUUUGAACUCCACUCCAAGAGUGUAACAACCGUGUACAACGCGGGAUAUACACAAUUCAACUAUGAACUUAACUAAUAAAAUUACCCCGACUUGGAAACAAUCAACCAUAGAAAUGGCGACAAUAUAGUAUUCGAUAAAUAAAUUAUAUUUGACAUUAAUCGCGUACAGUUUACUGGAUGUCAUGCUCAAGAUUAAUUCACUUUGUAAGAAAAACAUUUUGAAAUCUUCUAGAAAUACUUCGUUUCGUUUUGGAGAUCUACAUGCACAGAAGCUAAUUAAGCGCGACAGAUUUUCUGGGACGCAUACUUUAUACUUGAUAUAGAAAAUGUAAGCUAAUUGUCAAUUGUGAUAGAACCAUUAUCUUUCUUAUUGAGGCCAUGCCUUAUAAACCUUCCCUUACCUGGUAUUAGGGGUGGCUAUAUGGUCCGGUCCGGUUAAAUUGGACCAAAUUGAUCCGGUUCCAGUCCGGUCUUUUCGGGAAUAUAAGGACCAAAGAUUGGAUUGGAUACAGUCCGGUCUUGAUCCGGUCUGGUCUUGACCCGGUCCUGUCCCAAUUUUAUCUUGAUUUUAGGUGUUGGUGGUCUCUUAUCCGGUCUUUAUCCGGUUUUUUAAUCUUAAAUCUAAGCCCGAAUAUGAGAUUGCAUUGUUUGCUAUCCGGUCCCAGUCCGGUCCCGAUCCGAGUUAUACUGUCCAGAACCAAAUAGCCAACCCUACCUAGUAUCGUUUUUUCGUAACCCUUACCUAGUAUCAUGGAUGUCAUUGAUCAUUGUACUUAUUCCUUAGGGGGGAAAAAUCAUGUAGCUAGAUAUACAAUACCAUUAAUAAUAAAUAAAUACAACAUAAACAUAAUCAAAGUGUGGAAUAAUUCCAAGUUUGACAAAAACCCUCCAUAAUGAUCCCUUUUUUCUCCCCCAAUUCCUUGAUUUUUAAGCAACCAUCUAUUGGGAAAAGGGCUUAGCUCGCUUGUACCAAUAACAAUACACCGUAACCCCCAUUUCCUCACUAUUUGACCUCUUUUAAUAUCUCUUUCUUCUCUCUUUCCACAAAAUCUCGAAGAAGUUCAUAAUUAAUAAUGGAGAUCGCGCCCGUAAUUGCCGAAUCUCCACAUGAUCAUGAACAGCAAGAAGCCCCCAAAAAAGGGAACGUAAGUAACCCUUCUUCCUUCAACACACACACACACAACACAAGUUAGAAGAAGACUACACAACACAUUAGCUAGAUUCAAGCUCUCUAUCUAUCAAACCUAAUCUCACUAAACAAACUGCACCUUCCAUCAUCGAAACUCUCGUUUUCCCCAACAAAAAAACUACUAGCUAGCUCUUCCCCACCACCCUCUUCUCUCUACACUACUUCUCUUCCCUCUCCCACCAUUUUCUCUUGCUCCAUGCUUCCUCCAAUUCCCUUAACAACCCUUCUCCGCCACUUCUUGCUCUUGUUGUUCCUCCAUGGCCGCAUUGAAACUGCCAGCCAUGGUCUUCUUGCUUCUCCUCUGGCUCUCCCUUGUCUUCCUUCUCUUCCAUGGAUUGUACGGCUUCAAGAGACACAUGGUCAUCAACUCCAACCCUUCAUCAACCGCACCCCGGCGGCAGAAUCAUGGUGAUGCGGUGGUGAAGCACAGGAAAGUCCUGGCCAGCAAAUUCGACUUCUCUCGGUUUCGAAAGUCAUCAGCUCAUCAUCAUCAUCAUCACCGGCGAGGUGGUGGGUCGAGUCCGCCGGAGAUCGAUCCUAGAUAUGGCGUGGACAAGCGGCUGGUUCCUACGGGUCCAAACCCAUUGCACCAUUGAUCAUGAUGAUGAUAGUUCUUAUGGGUCGUCCAAAUUAAGGUUGGAUAUUGAAGCAAAUUACAUGAUGAUGGCGCUCUUUAAUUAAUUAAUCUCUCUGCCAUUGUUAUCUUUUGCCUCUGGUGCCAAAGUUACUACUAUUAUGAAUGCCUCAUGAUGAUCAUCUUCACCAAAUGUUAAUCAUGGUAUCUUGAGGGACAUUUAAUUAAUGUGGGAGAGGUAGCCAGCUUUCAUGAUUACAACUUGAAUGAUACAUGUUUCCUAGUAGUAUAGUUACUGUUCCUAUAUCUGAUUCUCCAGCUCUAAAUAUUUUCCUUGGUUUUCAUGAUUAGUAGAUAAUAGAGAUUAGAGAGAAGAUUUUACGUAUAAUUUUUGUAAGAGCUAAGCUUUGUAAAAAUUUUAUGGAUAUUUUUUCAUGAAUACAAAAGUUUUGGUAGG
Messenger RNA from Linum trigynum, 2321 nucleotides. The record is from the annotation of a GenBank genome assembly. NCBI's taxonomy places the organism in Eukaryota, Viridiplantae, Streptophyta, Magnoliopsida, Malpighiales, Linaceae.